Messenger RNA from Schistosoma turkestanicum, 2784 nucleotides. The record is from the annotation of a GenBank genome assembly. Lineage: Eukaryota; Metazoa; Platyhelminthes; Trematoda; Strigeidida; Schistosomatidae.
AAAUAAGAUCUCGUCAAAAGUAUACGGAACAUAGAUUCAUCAAUAUAAUUUACUGUAACAAUGAAAUAACAAUGAAAUUCAGUUUACUUGUGCUGAUAUAUUAUGUCAUAUAAUAAAAUGCUGACAAUUUCAUAAUGAUUGUUAUUGUUUUAUGUUUAAUCAAUGCAUUGAUAUGCGGACAAUUUAGAGAAAACAUCACUUACAUAUCAAGAAGUAUGUGUGCUUAAAAAAGGAAUGCUACAUAAAAUUAUCAACUUGUGUACAUACAGAUAAGGAUAUUAUAAACAAGUUCACUAAUACACCGAAACAGUUUCUUGGAUUAUAAUGAAUUUGUUUACACAAAGACACUUAAUUAUCAUUUAAUGGAUAUACAAAAGUCUAUUUCUACACAAAUGGAAUCCUGUUUUGACAAAUAUGAUGAAAUUAAAAAGUCCGAAUCACAAUGCCAAGAUGAAAGGCAAGCGGAAGUGGUAAAAGAUGCAACUGGUCUGACAGAUCUUACACAGUCAAGUUUACAAGAAUCAAAUUUAUCUUUCUUUACUCAAAAUCAGUCUGUAAAAAAAAAUCAUAAAAAUGUUAAAGCGCCAAAAUUAGAUUAUCAUAACCGAGUGAAAAUUAAACAUUUUGAUCAAUAUUCCAGUAAUGAAAUGAACAAAACUUCAAAUGAACUUUCUUCAACAUCAUUGUCCUCUUUGCCAAAUGAAUAUAAUCCACCAUUAUUAACACAAAUUAAACGUCAAUUCAGACAAUUUUGUGAAACAACUUCAUUACGUGGUGUUCCAAGAAUUGUGAAUACUAAAGAUUCAAAGCGCCGAUUUUUAUGGCUUAUCUUUGUAAUUUCAUUUUUUAUAGGUUGUAUCAUUUGUUUAACAUUUAUCAUUACACAGUAUUUAGAGUUUGAUGUAAUUCAUCAACCGAAAAAACUUUAUGAUCAACCACGUCCAUUCCCAUCGGUGACAUUGUGUAAUCUACGUCCAUUUUCUACACGUGAUAUAAGAAAAUUAAAAAAAGCUGGAGUGUUACCUGUAGAUAUGUAUUUUGAAAUGUUAAAACGUUUUAUAGUCAAUGUACCAGUAGAAUAUCGUCGUUAUUUAACUAUGCUAUGGGAUUUUUCUACCUAUUUAGCUAAUCUGCCAGAUUUAGUUGAUGAGCAUAAUUUAGGUCAUACAUUAGAAGAUAUAGUGAAACGUUGUUUUAUUUUAUACAAAACAGGUAGUGUAACAAGAGGAACAGCUUGUGAAAAAUCAGGUUAUUGGACUAAAACACAAGAUCGUGUAUUUCAUAACUGUUACACAUAUACAAUCAAUCCAAAUAGGACAAAUACAGCAUUAAAUAUGGAACUCGUAGUUUAUUUGGAUAAUUUAAUCGAACAAACUGAUUGUUUCGAUUGUCAAGAAAGAGUGAUGGCUAGUCAGUUAACUGGAGCAAGACUGCUUUUACACCCUGGUGCUUCCUAUCCUCGUGUAGCUGAAGAAGGUGUAAAUCUAAUGCCAGGAACGAUGACUGAUAUACGGUUUACUGUAUAUGAAUGGUCUAUGAUGGAACCACCUCAUGGUAGAUGCAGUAAAAAUACACCACAGUUUAUUUCAUUUAAUAAUGUAAAUUAUACUUUUAGUGAGGAAGCAUGUCAUUCACAUAUGGUGCAAGAGAAAGUUGCUUCAAACUGUCAAUGUUUAACACAACAUUUACCAAUCCCAACACAUCUGCUUGGAAAAGAUUUGAGAAAAUGUCAAGCAUUCAAACUGCCAGCAACUUAUCAAAUGUUAGACAAUUUUAAUCAAUCUAAACAGUUAUAUUUUAAUGAUGAAGCAGUUUCUACGUAUGCUCGAUUCGCAGAAUGUGCAGAAAAAACCGGAACAGCUAUGGAUAGUUAUCAAAUAGGCUGUAGACCAGCCUGUGUUCGAUACACAUACAAGCCGAGUAUAACGGCUGCUCAAUGGCCAACUAAAACAUUUUUAACAUGGUUUGUUACAAAAUUUAUUAAAGAAAUGGAAGCAACCGGUUAUUCACAUUUGAAUUCAACAAAUAAUGAAACAUUAACUGCAUUCAAUGAACGUAUGGAAGAGAUACGUGCACCAUUACAACCAUAUGAAAUAAUUGCUAAUUUAACUAAAGAAGGUCGUUUACAAGAAGCUAUAAAAAUGCUUAUGCAAACACAAAUAUUUGAACAAAAUUUUCUUUCUAUUAUAAUAUCACGACCAAAUUUUGAUUUAGAACGUGUUGAAGAAAAAGCUGUUGUAUCAUUAACAUCUUUAUUUAGUCAAAUUGGUGGUCUAUUAAGUAUUUGGAUUGGAUUAACUUUUGUAUGUAUUGUUGAAUUAGUUGAAUUAGGAUUAAAUGUGGUUGAUGCAGUAAUUCAUUACAAAAAAUUGAAAUCAUAAAUUUACUACUACGAUUAUUAGUAUUCAAUGAUUUUCAACUGCUAAAUUUGUUAAUUUCAAUGUUAAAUAAAAAACAGAAUGUAGCCAACAUUGUGAUUUACAUCUUUCACUUAGGGGAAGAUGAUGAGAACAGUAUGAAUAUGACUUUAAAAUUCACAUGCAUAUAAUGAACAAUUAUUAUUUUAAGUUAGUUUUUGAGUAUUAUUGAAUGAUUUAUUUUAUUAUAAUACAAAUGUUGUUACUGUAACGUUUAUUAAUAAAAAAAUCUUGACAAAAAUGACAAGCGAAGUCAUCAAUAAAUGAAUGAAGUAAAGGUUCGGUCAAUCUUCACCAUACUUUUGUAUUCAUUAGAUUUUUUUUGUUUGAUUCUUACGAUGAAAUUAAAAUAUAAUGAUCAGAAAAA